AUGGCUUCCAGUUCCCAUAAUUCAAAGGCACAGGCUCAUGUCACCACCCCCCCUGACAGUCCACAUCAAGAAACACCGUCAGGGGAAAAUAAAAGUCAACUGUAUGCUAAUGCAAUCCGCGGACUAUUUGCUGGCGAGACAAGGGACAUUUCUCCGAUUGGACCACUUGACGAUGGCUCGGAGCCUAUCACAGUCAAUCAACUCAAUGGACUGCUGGAGGCAGUUUUGGCAUCCAAAGGAUCGCUAAGCCCCUCUGGAAUAGGCCAUGCCAGUUUAGAGCAGGGCAGUGACAAUACGACACAUGAUACAUCGGACACUUGCGGCAAUCCCCAAGCUUGGGACACAGUGACAGAAAUCGAUGACUGCCCAGGAGAAUUAUAUCGAUUCUCCCAGACAGCGCUCGACACUACAUCUGUGGAAGCUACGACGCCGCCAGAUAGUCCACACGUUGCCCCUUCGGAUUUCGUCACUAAAGAAGACCUGAAAUGGCUGUUUGUGGAAGUGCUGGGAAUUCAAAAGGCUCGAUCUACCUCGGAUGGCAAGGAUUCUACCAGCAAAGAGAAGCCCAAAGAACAAGAAAAUGGUAGAGCGAGAAUUCGCGCCUCAAAGGUGGAGUACAAGACCGUCAAUGAGGUAUGGGAUCCCGCGAAGUAUGAAUAUAAGAUCAUCAAUUCCGCCCCGGUACCGGACGUUGAUGAGUUAGACGAAUACAUAUUUGUGAUUCGUAAACGCAGUCACAAGCAAACCAAAGAGCUCAUCGUUUAUGUUGACAUCAAAUCGGUGGCAUUAAGUGACAUCUUGAGAGAGGUUCUGAAAGACAUUCGAACCGUGAACCUCGAUGCGGAUCGGCCUGCGAUUGAGCGUGAUCUUUUAUAUCACUACCUAGAUGAACUUAGAGACCGCCACAAAAGGCUUCACUCCCAAGAAGCAACCUCUGAUGAUGCUAUGCUUCACUUAAGCAAACUUAUACAGCACCUUGAAGAAACCUAUGCACCGGUGGUAGAGCAAUUGAAGCUGCUCCAAGAAUCUCAAAAAAUCACAUGGGAUCUCAUGUGGGCUUUGCUUAAACCAGGAACGCUAGUCUUUGCGAUUUGCCCCUCCACCGGCCUGCCACGAUGCAUUCGAUACGAUUAUAUUGAGAAGAAAACCAUCAGAGGCCGUGAAUUUCUUGAAGUCAAUGGACGAUAUCUCGAUUAUGAUGGAGAAGUUUUCGGUGAAUCGACCGAGACGCUGCAGAUUGGAUCUUUUCGAGGAGCCAAGCAGAUCCAUACCUUGCCUGUCUAUCCACUGAGCUACCACACCGACCCAAAUAUCUGGUCACGGCUGGUGUGCAAUGGUCGCCGUUUCGUUUCCCUGAUCGGCAGCCACCAUCGUGAGUACUGCGGAAAUAUGUUCAUCCCAGACAAGAACAGAUUAUUGAAGUUCCAUGUGCAUGGAAGGAUCAUGGUCGAUGCUGCCAUUUUCCGCAAGACGAAUCCAAACUAUCCGAGGUUAGAAAUCAAAAAACCGGACACGGUCGAUUUUUUCUUCGAACAGGUGAAACAGGGUGGACCAGAAAGCCGGAUUCGAGGCAAGGAUAUCGACUUCAGUGCGAUGAAAGAAGAGGACCUCGCAAUUUGUAGCCCGACAGUGCUGGGGUUCUCCUUGAACGAAAAAAUCUGGGGAGAAUUCGGUGUGGAAAGUAUCAAGGAAAUCACGUUCUCGAAUGCCCCUUUUGACAUGUUAACGGUUCCUGAAGAUAAGAAAAAAGUGAUCAAGUCUCUUGCGGAAAGCCGUGUCAGCACUAGGUAUGAAGACACGUUCGAUGAUAUCAUUGCAGGAAAAGGGCGAGGGGUCAUCAUUCUCUUACAUGGCCCACCAGGUGUUGGGAAGACACUUACUGCCGAAGCCAUCUCUGAACGGCUUCAAAGGCCUCUCUAUUCAAUCUCGUCUGGAGACCUGAGUAUACGGGCGGAGGAGCUUGAGGCGCAGCUCACCCGUACCUUUCAAGUAGCUAGUGACUGGAAAGCGGUCCUGCUCCUCGAUGAAGCGGAUGUGUAUUUGCAAAAAAGAGACGGUUUCCAUUUAGAACGAAAUCGUCUGGUUGCGACAUUUCUCCGCACGCUUGAAUAUUAUGAUGGAAUCUUUUUCCUCACGACCAACAUGCUGGGGGAUUUCGAUUCAGCCAUCCUCGAUCGAAUCCAACUCAAACUGCAGUACGACGAUCUAGAUCGAUCGGCCAGAAAGUCGGUUUUCCAGCACUUUCUGAGGGAACAUUCGCCAGAUAUCGAGGAAGAAGCCUUGACACAGUUCUCCGAGGUUAAGCUAAAUGGUCGCCAGAUCAAAAACGUUGUAAAAAUAGCCCAUAAUGUUGCGAUGAGCGAAAACACACGAGUGUGUGCAAGUCAUCUGCGCCUAGCUCUCACACAAAGUGGAUACAGUAUUCCUCAAGGUGUCUUGGCGUCUGAUGAUAACUUGUAUCACGCCCAGCUGGCCAAAACAAGUUUCCAUGUCUUGUCACCAGAACGUGCCUUGUCAACACAAGUCGAAAUGUCGCAGAAAGAGCUACAUGAAAUACGCAAGCGCCUUGAAGAAGCAGAAAGACGACGAGAAGAAGCAGAAAGACGACAACAAGAAGAACAGCAACGACGAGAGGAAGCAGAACGACGACAAGAAGAAGAACAACGACGACGAGAGGAAGCGGAACAGAACCUAGACCGAGAAAGACUACAAACUCAAAACACAACACUCCCUGAAUUUCUCGACGCGUGCCACGAACAUCUCUUCCUCGGUCUGACGAUCCAGAAGGACAAGAAGUCGUCAACAAAGGGUGAUCCUGCCAAUGCGGACCGCAAGUUGCGACCGAGCAGAAUCCAGGAAUGGACAGAUUUUCCACGCGAGCAGAUGGCAAUAUGGGCGGACCUCAUGGAUGCAGAUUUUGUUACUGAACGCCAUUUUACACCGUUGCUAGCGCUGAGGGAAUCCGGAAAGGAAAUAACGAAACGAAUGCACGGUUCCGAACUCGACAUCGGAUAUUUUCAACGCGAGACUGUGGAGUCGCGUGUUGCGUCCGUUAUCGAAGAGCUCUAUGCCAGCCGGCAACUGCGGCGAAAAUUCAACCUUCGCGGAAACGUGACUUUCGAAAACCAUGCCAACACACUGACGGAUGAAUCCAGAAUAGUCACAGACAUGAGCUCUCUCAGUUUGGAGCAGGAAGGACCUCGUCGCUCAGAGCGCCUAGCAAGACGGUCGAGGGACACCUCUAGGUCAACAUCACGGGUGAGAAGACAAACAACCGCACAGCCACGCCGGCCUCGUCCUCGAGCCGACCAGUUUUGCGUUUACAAUCGAGGGCCGGACGAGAAGGUUCCGUCCUUUCUCAUCGAAUACAAAGCCCCGCAUAAGCUGUCUCUCGCCCACAUCAAAGCCGGACUACAAGACAUGGAACUUGACCGCAUCGUGCGAUACCAGAAAGACGAAUCGCCAGAGGACAUCUGCCGUCGUGUUGUCGCCGCAGUGGUUACACAGCUCUCCAACUAUAUGUACGACAGUGGUAACGAGUACGGCUGCAUAGCCACAGGCGAAGCGUUCAUAUUCCUUCGCGUGCCUCAUGAUAGUCCUUCGACCGUCCUUUACUAUCUAUCAGUACCGAAAGAAGAUGUUGGCAAAACCACUGGUUGGCCCAGAGAUGACAAUCGGCUACAUCUAACUGCAGUCGGCCAGCUGUUAGCUUUCACCCUGCGAACUCUGCGAACUUCUCCACGGGAUAUCACUUGGAGAAACUGGGCCAGAAGUCAAUUGCAAACAUGGGAAAUGGUAUAUGAUGACCUCCUGGAGGAAAUUGAGGAGAAAGACAUUCCAGCUUCUGACUACAAGCCACCGCUCAGCCGAUCGAGCUAUUGCCGCCAGUCUCCCGUGAAGACGAGGUCAAAGUCUGUGAUGGCCAUAUCCUGUGAGCCAACGCAAGAAUCACGAUUAUCGGAUCAUGAAGACGAUGCCGAUGAUAGCCUGGACCCAUCCACUCCCAGUCGAGCGCCUCGUGACUCUCGGUUUCCUCAGCAUCAAGCCACAGCCGCCACAACCCGAAUAUCGACCAGAUCCCAACAAUCGGAUUCGAAAGGCAAGUCUCGAAAGUACUGUACUCAACAGUGCCUUCGCGGCUUGCACUGCAAGGGACCACUAGAUAGGAAAUGUCCCAACGCGAGCGAGCACGGAGCCGAUCGACAUCGACUUAAUACCGCGAUGCUUAUCAAAUUAUUGGAUCGACAGCUCUCUGAGGACCCAGACCCUAACAAAGAGCUCGGAUGCGAAUCACUUCAUAUACAUGGCUCGCGCGGAGCUCUUUUCAAGAUCACUCUCUGGUCGCAUGGGUAUACCUUUGUUGGGAAAGGUGUUCCGAUCGACUUCAUCAAGUGUGCCAGGCAGGAGGAGGUGAUAUACUCUCAUCUCCGUGCGAUUCAAGGACAGUAUGUCCCAAUUGUCUUUGGCGGUAUCGAUCUUUGUCGACCAUUUUCAUACGAUGGUAUCGCCAUGAUGGCUCACUUAACUCUGAUGAGCUAUGCUGGGAGAAACCUGGCCAGACAACACGAAAUCGAUGAGACGAAGCUCCUUGAACAGGCUGAGACGUCUUUACGUGCCAUUCACAAUCUUGGUGUUCUCCACAGCGAUCCAAUCCCGGGGAACAUGAUAUGGAAUGAGGAGAACCAACGGGUCAUGUUCAUUGAUUUCGAGCGAGCGCAAUAUCAAAGACGGACACCACUUGGCCCUAUUGCUGCCAAUCAAAAAAGGAAACGGGUGACCACCGUCUGGGAUAAAAGCCCAAAUAAGCGACCCGAUUUGUUUAACCGGGAAUUGUCACAGAUGAGGUCUGAACUACGAUAUUGA
Molecule: messenger RNA, 4863 nt
Organism: Talaromyces marneffei
Lineage: Eukaryota; Fungi; Ascomycota; Eurotiomycetes; Eurotiales; Trichocomaceae
Exons: 10
Coding region: 1-4863 (1620 amino acids)
Molecular function (GO): ATP hydrolysis activity; ATP binding
Source: RefSeq, a predicted model, not a curated record